AUGUUUAUUAUAAUAUAUAUAUUACUUUCGGAAGUUAUUAAUUAUAUAUUUUCUAUAUUAAUAAAGAAUUUUUUAGAAUGGUUAACUAAACCAAAUUUACUAGAUAUUAAGAUUUUAAAAUUAGAGAAAGAAAUAUGUGAACUUAAUUACCCUUCUACAUUUACUUUAUAUGUACAGAAAACAAGAGAAUUAAAUAUGUUAAAAAGGCAGAGAGAAAUAUAUUUGGAAAAAAAUAAGUUUAAUAAUAUAAAGCAGAAUUUUAUAUCUAUAUCCAAAUAUAUAUUUAAUAUAUGGUUAAUAUUACCUAAUUAUAUAAAUUUAUUAAUUAUAUUUUUAAUAAUUUCAAAUUUGUAUUUAACAGAUAUAUAUUAUAUAUAUAUAGAUCAAAGAAUUUACUAUCCAUUAUAUCAAGAUAAAUAUGGAAAGAUACAAUUUAAUCGUAUUAUAAGCUUUAGUAUAAUAUUACCUAUAUACAAUUUCAUUAGAAGUAUAUUUAAAAGAUUCUAUUCAUAUAUUUUUAUUAAUUAUAUAGAUAAGAAAAAACAAGAACAAUACUAUAAAUAG
Cryptosporidium muris RN66 is the source of this 564-nucleotide messenger RNA. RefSeq lists its product as uncharacterized. The transcript has a single exon. Lineage: Eukaryota; Apicomplexa; Conoidasida; Eucoccidiorida; Cryptosporidiidae. The record is from RefSeq and is a predicted model, not a curated record. Bases 1 to 564 code for a protein of 187 amino acids.